GCCACAGCGCCGCCUCGUCCCGCCUUCCCCCGGGGGGCACCGCCGGGGGAGCGUCCCCGCCCCCGCCCCCCGCUGCUCCCGACGCCUCUUCCCGGGCAUCCCCGGCGGGCACCCCCGGCGGGCACCGGCGGGCAUCCCCGGCGGGCACCGGCGGCGGGGGCCACGAUGCGGUCCGUGCGGAAGCGGUGGACGGUGUGCACCAUCAGCAUCCUCCUCAUCGUCUACAAGACAAAAGAAAUGGCCCGACCCGAGGACCGCCAGGACGCGCCGCUCGCAGGAGACGGCGAGCUGAGUUUGAGUAGAUCCCUGGUUAAUAGUUCCGAUAAGAUCAUCCGGAAAGGUGGCUCUUCAAUCUUCCAGCACUCUGUAGAAGGUUGGAGAAUCAAUUCGACUUUGGUCCUGGAGAUCAGGAAGAACAUACUCCGGUUCCUGGAUGCGGAAAGAGAUGUCUCCGUGGUGAAGAGCAGUUUCAAGCUGGGAGACGUGAUCCACUAUGUGUUGGACCGACGUCGCACCCUCAACAUCUCUCAGGACUUACACAGACUCCUCCCCGAGGUCUCCCCCAUGAAAAACCGGCGCUUCAAAACCUGCGCCGUGGUUGGAAACUCCGGCAUUCUGCUGGAGAGCGAAUGCGGCAAGGAGAUCGACAAGCACGACUUUGUCAUCAGGUGCAAUCUAGCUCCUGUGGUGGAGUUUGCUGCCGAUGUGGGAACUAAAUCUGAUUUUAUUACCAUGAAUCCAUCAGUUGUACAAAGAGCAUUUGGAGGCUUUCGGAAUGAAAGUGACAGAGAAAAAUUUGUGCAUAGACUAUCCAUGCUGAAUGACAGUGUCCUUUGGAUCCCUGCUUUCAUGGUCAAAGGCGGAGAGAAGCAUGUGGAGUGGGUUAAUGCCUUAAUCCUUAAGAAUAAAUUGAAAGUGCGAACUGCCUAUCCAUCACUGAGACUUAUUCAUGCUGUCAGAGGUUACUGGCUGACCAACAGGGUUCACAUCAAAAGACCCAGCACAGGCCUCCUCAUGUACACCCUCGCCACAAGAUUCUGUGACGAAAUUCACUUGUACGGAUUCUGGCCCUUCCCGAAGGAUUUAAAUGGGAAAGCAGUCAAAUACCAUUACUAUGACGACCUCAAAUACAGGUACUUUUCCAACGCCAGCCCCCAUCGGAUGCCACUGGAGUUUAAAACUUUAAACGUGUUGCACAACAGAGGAGCGCUCAGAUUAACAACAGGAAAAUGCGAACAGCAAUAAGUCCACCCGAAAGGCUCCUCUUCGACAAAAACUUACCCCUCCAGUUGUUGGAAUGGAAGUGGGAUUCCAAAAGAGGAAAGAUUCCCUUACCCGUUAAGUCACUGGGGGAUGAAAAAGAGGAAAUUGACGCGAAACCUAUUAUCAGCAGAUGACCUACCUGUAAACGUAGGCAUUUCUGACUGCAAGGAAUUGCCAGUUUAAGAACCCAGCUUGAAUGUAUAAUCAGUAGCGUUUACAAGACCCGACAAAAAUUCGCCAUCCAUGAGAGAAGCCAAUGUAGUCCUCUGGCACUCCACACCUACAACAAAUCGAUCGGAGGGGAGUCCGAGAAGAAACUGGUUUCCUCGUGGGAGAUCAAAUCACUGUUGUCCGGAAAACCCACGACAGAAACAGUUUAAGCAACAGAAUGCUUAAGAUCGAACAAUUCAAGCAAAUGCCUUCAGUCAGGAGACCGUGUCUGAUCUUGUAUUAUAACCUCAUGUUUUGAUUUCUGUUAUUGCUGUCUUUUGGUUUCUAUUUGGUCUGGGGGAUUGGGAAUAUGAACAGGAACACAUAAAUGAUCAAAGAAUCACUUUUGAAGUUCAUAUCUCGAAAAAAAGUCAUUCAGACAUCUCUCAUAAUGCACAAAAGGACAUUGCCAAAUUAUUUUUGGAUGAUGUGGUAAAUUGCCCACUAAAUGAGGGGAUUCAGUCACCUGCAGCCCUUCUUUAAGAAAGAUCUACCUGUUCCGUGACAUCAAGGAAGGUGAAAAGUGAAUGAAAAGGUGCCCUUAUUUUUGGUACCAAAGAUUACACUGUUUUUUGUUGGGUUUUUUUUUUAGCACAAGAAACUUUUCUCUCUCCACUGAAGUAAUAUGUCUUUUUGGUAAUAUGGUGUUUGACUGCCCAGUUGAAAGUAGUCCCUGAGAGAUUUAUUUUAGUUCCAAAAACCAGUAUUUUGUUAAACUCUGGUUGGAAUAAAAACCAGCAUCUCUCAACUUUGAAUUUACUAAGACUCGGCUGACACAUUCGGGCAUUAAGAGGUCUUGAACUGAAACAUGGACUGGUGGUUUAAAAUUUCUCUUUCCAUUUGAAUAUGGAGAUUGGCUCGACGUUUAAGGGGUUUUUCAAUUCUAUGUUUAGUAAAAGAGAUAAUAGACUCUCUGAAGAGUGUUCAUUUCCUAGCAGAGGAGGGUCGUUUGGGGAAGCAAGUUGAAAAGGAAUUUACACAUCAGAAUUUCACACUUCAAAGGAACUAAAGUCACCAAGCAUAUUCAGCCGGUCAGUUUGGUUGUGAACUCGCUUUUGUAAAGGUGAAAUGAAU
Tachyglossus aculeatus (Australian echidna) is the source of this 2547-nucleotide messenger RNA. RefSeq names its product ST8 alpha-N-acetyl-neuraminide alpha-2,8-sialyltransferase 4 (gene ST8SIA4). Bases 166 to 1245 code for a protein of 359 amino acids. The record is from RefSeq and is a predicted model, not a curated record. NCBI's taxonomy places the organism in Eukaryota, Metazoa, Chordata, Mammalia, Monotremata, Tachyglossidae. The transcript is spliced from 5 exons. Gene Ontology annotation, molecular function: alpha-N-acetylneuraminate alpha-2,8-sialyltransferase activity. Gene Ontology annotation, biological process: oligosaccharide metabolic process; N-glycan processing.